AUGAAGUUCAUGAAGCUGGGCUCGAAGCCGGAUCUGUUCCAAGCGGAGGGUGACAACGCCAGGUGGGACCUCCUCGCUUGAAUCUCUGAUUCGUGUUUCUGAUCAUCCGAGAGAUGUGCUGGGAGCACUCUGUCGCUGGUCUCUUUCGCUACAGAACUGGGGAUUUCUCCGGUUCUUUCUCAUUAGAAUCGGCUUCUCUUUGUUCUAGUUCACACGAUCUGAAUCAUCUCUUCUUCCCCGUUCCGGGGAAGACGAGAAUUCAUGCAUUUAGUGGGCGAGCCCAGCCGAUUCAGAGAAUCUGCUCUAGGAAAAGGGUAGGCGUCGGAGUGAACGAUGCUCUACUCUUUCAUUAAAUUAGCCUUCCGUUUGUUUUUAUUUAUUCGAGCCGGAUCGAUCUAUUUCUUUAAUCCGGGCACCAUUCUGAUCUCUGGUUCACAUCCGCGGACGAAGAACCAUGUGAAGCUGCCGCGGGUUGCUUUCUGUGCCCGACAAGGACCCUGCUCUUGUCGCGCAGCAGGAGCUGAGCCCUGCUGGGGCCAACGCCGGUUCUUCCGCUGUCGCCCAGCGGCAUUUGGCCCCAUGUGACAAAUUUUUGCUCCUCAUCGGCCAUUUUCUCAUUCAAAGAUGAGUUUUUGAUCUGGAAAAUGAGAAGGGUGUGCCGAGAUUACGAGAACAUAUAUCACUCUCCCUUUAGGGUUACUAUGAUUUUAUCAUCCUCCAUGCCCGUGAGUCUGGAUCGAAGGCUGACAGAUGUCUGGUUGAAGAAACUCUGGCCUCACGCUGAUCAUAACUCUUUCUUGACGAUGCAGAUAUGUGGUAUCUGAGCUGCCGGCGGACAUUGUUGUGAACGUUGGGGAGGUCAGAUUUUUUCUGCACAAGGUAUGGAUCUUGUAUCAGGUUUCGAUUUAUUUCUGUACUGUAGAUGGGAUCAUAGAAUACUAUUUUUCUCGACUAGGAAUUACUUUUUUUAAAAUUUAUUUUUGGUUUAUCCUUCAUUUAUUCAGCUAUCUUUAUGCUGUAAGUGAUGGUUAGAACACUAUUUCUAUAUGGGUCGAAUAAUCCCAAACUCUGAAUAAUUAAUAAAAGAUCCCUGUGGGUAUGUGGAUGGGAACCAGGGAGUCCCACAUUAGAAAUAAUAAUAAUACAAUGACCUACUUUGAAUUUUUUAAGAUUUGGUCUGAGUCAGAUGGCUUGAUAUUUUAAUUUAACCAUGCGUUUUGACUAAUUUUUUCAUUGACACAGAAGAUCGUCCCCUCUAUUCCUGCCAUCUUUUGUGGGGUUCUUCUUGUCUGGGUGUUAUCAGACAAGAAUUAUUGAAUUUAGCUCCCCAUCUCAUUCCACAGUAAUAAUAAUAAUAAUAAUAAUAAUAAUAAUAAUAAUAAUAAUAAUAAUAAUAAUAAUAAUAAUAAUAAUAAUAAUAAUAAUACUAGUACUAAAGGCCAUGAUAAUCGGAUAAAGAAAUAAAUAAAUGGCAGCGUUGUUAUCUCAGAUCGUCUCUCACAAGAUUUAGUUAUUUAUUUAUUUAUUUAUUUAUUUGUUCUGGUAAUGCAGUUUCCGCUUCUAUCAAAGAGCAUUCACCUGCAGAAUUUGGUCAUUAAAUCAUGCGGCGAAGGCACCGACGAGGUCCAUCUGCCAGAUUUCCCAGGCGGCCCAAAGGCCUUUGAGAUAUGCGCCAAAUUCUGCUACGGCAUGAUCGUGGUUCUCAAUGCCCACAACAUCGUCGCGGCCAGAUGUGCAGCAGAGUACCUCGAGAUGACUGAGGACAUCGAUCGUGGGAACCUGAUCUUCAAGAUCGAGGUCUUCCUGAACCACAGUGUAUUCCGCAGCUGGAAAGAUUCCAUAAUUGUCCUCAGGACGACGAAAUAUCUUCUACCCUGGUCAGAGGAUCUGAAGAUCAUCGGCAGGUGCGUUGACUCCAUCACAUCGAAGACCUCAGUUGACCCAUCCGCGGUCAAUUGGUCAUACACUCUGAGGAGGAGACCGGCCACAUCGGAUGAGAUAAUCGAGCAGGAGUUGGGGGCCGCUGCUGUGCCGCGAGACUGGUGGGUUGAGGACAUCUGUGACUUGGAUAUCGACCAUUACAGGAAGGUGAUGAUCGGUGUGAAGGCCAAGGGGAGAAUGUCGGCUGAUCUCAUAGGAGAGGCCCUGAAGGCGUAUGCGAUCAGAUGGUUACCGAGCUCCCUCGAUGAUCUGAUCUCCGAGGAGUACAUCCGCUGGAACAGGUCUCUGGUGGAGACCAUCAUCUGGUUGAUGCCGUCCGAAAAGGGUUCGGGCUGUUCUUCCAGUUUCUUGCUGAAGCUGCUGAAAGUUGCAGUCUUGAUCGGAGCUGAAGAGUCAGCGAGGGAGGAGCUGUUGAAGAGGAUAAGCCUGCAGCUGGGCACGGCCUCUGUCAAGGACCUUCUGAUCCCCGCCAGGCCGCCCUGUGACACCGUUUAUGACGUGAAUCUUGUUCAGACCCUUGUGGACAGAUUCAUGGCGCAGUAUGGGGACAGCAACGAUUCAGAUAUUGCUGACGAAUUCAUCUUGGGGGGUCUCGGGGGAUUAAUUGAUGCCUACCUUGCUGUAAUUGCUACGGACCCCAAUCUUCCUCUGUCGAGCUUUAUUGAUCUCGCGGCGUCAAUUCCCACGGCAGGGCGGUCCCUCCAUGAUGGGCUAUACGCGGCGAUCGAUAUCUAUUUAAAGGUACGGUUUUUACUAUCACCACCACCUUUCUGCACAAGGUCUCUGCAAUGGAGAUUUCCAGAAUUGGAUAAACUUUUUUAGCAUAAAUGGAGUUUAUUUAUUAUUUGGCGCGAUCAUCAGGAGCAUCCGAGCUUGACGAAGGCGGACAAGAAGAGGCUGUGUGGGCUCAUGGACCCGAAGAAGCUGUCGGCUAAUGCGUCGGCACAUGCAGCGCAGAAUGAGUCGCUGCCACUCCGUGUGGUCGUCCAGGUCCUCUUUUUUGAGCAGGUGAGGGCGGCGGCUGCUCCACCCAGCCGCGGCGCCGCCCGGCCUGCUGUGAACCCGGGGAAUUGGGAGGAGGGAGAUCUGGCGGCGGAGUAUGCUCCAACCAAGGCACAGCAGCCGGGGAGUCUUCAGGUGACUGAGAAUGGCGGGCUGGCGGUGGAGGAGAAGAUUACCAGCAAGAGCAGCAAGAACAGAGGCGACGGCGGCGGCGGCGGAGGCUUCUUGCAGCCAUCGAGGUCAAGGAGAAUCUUUGACAUGUUGUGGGUUGGGAAGGUGAAGGUGGAGAACAACAAAGGGUCUGAGACCUCCGGGAGCUCGCAGAGCCCACCGCCGUCGGAGAAUCCCAGGGAGACCAAGUCCUCUGGUUCUUCCUCGAGGCAAGGGAGGCACUCUGUUUCAUAG
Messenger RNA from Spirodela intermedia, 3348 nucleotides. The record is from the annotation of a GenBank genome assembly. Lineage: Eukaryota; Viridiplantae; Streptophyta; Magnoliopsida; Alismatales; Araceae.